Megalops cyprinoides (Indo-Pacific tarpon) is the source of this 2703-nucleotide messenger RNA. RefSeq names its product espin like a (gene espnla). The record is from RefSeq and is a predicted model, not a curated record. NCBI's taxonomy places the organism in Eukaryota, Metazoa, Chordata, Actinopteri, Elopiformes, Megalopidae. Gene Ontology annotation, biological process: actin filament bundle assembly. Gene Ontology annotation, molecular function: actin filament binding. Gene Ontology annotation, cellular component: cytoplasm.
AUGUUGCAGCACUGGGCGAUCCAGGCAGCCCGUGGAGGGAAUCUGUCUGCCUUGAGGGGGCUCGCCAUAGAUGCUGGCGACCUCACUCAUGCUGACGCCUAGGGGGCGACCCCCGUCAACCAUGCUUCCAGCUGCGGGCACAUGGACUGCCUGCGCUUGCUGGUGGGUGAGGCGGGGUUUCCCGGCGAUACGAGGGCAGAAAAUGACAAUGGGGCCACCUCAACCCAUGAUGCAGCCUCCGUGGGGCAUGUGAGGGAACUGCAGUGGUUGGUGGACUGUGAGCAGGACAACAUGGGGGCGACACAUCUGUCGGCCCAUUUUGGGCUUGUGGAGGCAGUUCGGUGACUGCUGUUUGUAUGGGGCUGGGCUGAGGAGGAAAUGGACUACGGGGCACUCCCCAUCCACUGCACAGCAGCCAACGGUGACCUCACUUGUCUGAAGCUGCUGAUCCAGGGUAUAUUCAAUGGCAUUUUCCCCCUGCAGGGCUCCUGCGCAGCCAUCAGCCUCUCUUGCCAGGACAAGAAGGGGGAAACUGCACUGCAUUUUGCAGCCAGUGGAGGGCACCAUCGCAUCCUUGAGCGACUGCUGUGCUUGGGGGCAAAGGUCAUUGAGGAUGACUGGGGAAGCACCCCACUUCAUGACGCUGCUGAAAAUGGAGAACUGGAGUGUUGCCAGAUUCUGUUGAGCAAUCCUACUGAGUGUGACAGGGAUGGGUUCACAGCAGCAGACCGAGCUGAAUACAGUGGGCACUAUGACUGCGCCAAGUACAUCUGGGCCGUGGAGCAAUGUCCAGCAAACAGCGAGAUGGCUCCCCAGCCAUCCCACCCACUGCCCCCUCCGGCGCCACCUUUACCUCCCUCCAUGCCCCCACCAGAGAAAUCAGCUUUAAGCAGCAUGAAGCAUGUGCAGAUAGUAUCCUCGGGUGGAAAUAACACCGGCAAGCCUUCAGUGUCGGAGACAAACCAUCUCUCUGGCAUGAAGUCCAUUAUGUCUUUGAAACAAGCAGGGAUUUCAGCAGUCUUCACACAGCAAAAAUCAGAGAAGAUGGUGGUGCUACCUACUGAGGAGGCAAACUUGUCUGAUAUUGACUACCUGGUGCCCACCCAUGAUGAGAAGGGCCGGCCCAUUGCUGAGUGGAAACGGCAGGUGAUGGUGCGCCAGCUGCAAGCUCGGCUGCAGGAUGAGGAGAAUCAGAGGAGGAAGGAGAAUGGGAACAAAUAUAUGAAGAUGGACAGUUGGAGGUACUCCCAGGCACACAAUGCCAUCCUUGGUCCUUUAGGGGAGCUGCUGACCGAGAAUGAUCUCAUCUACCUUGAAAAACAGAUUGAGAAUGUUUCCAUGCAGAAACAAUGUGAAGGCUAUGAGUUGGAGUUAGCCCGCCUUGCUGAAGAGUUGAGGACCAUUCUACCAGCCCCCAUCGUCAAUAUCACUGCCAACACACAGUUCAGGAAGUCCAGUACUGACGGCCAAGUCCCGUUACCUUUGUGGUGCAAUCGCAUAUCUGGGAUUGUGAAGAGCAUGUCCCUUCUCAUGUCGAACCUGUCUGACCACCCCUAUUGUAAAAUGCCCAACACUGAACUUGUGUCUGUCUUCUCUCAGAUGCCAGAAAGACAGAAUUCAUCCAGGGGGAGAAGGGAGAAGAUUGAAAAGGAGAUUCAGCAGUUUGGGGUCUCAGUACGGAAUCUGAAAUCAAACUUUGAGAGUCAAAACUCUCCCUCAUUAGACUGUAUGGGAGAGGCUCCAGUCAUAUCACAGGUUGAGGAGGUCCCUGUUAAUGACGUGACUGAGCAAUCUCCUGGAGAAGUACAGCAAGCUGCUGAGGUUAACCAAAGCAAUGACUCAGGUAUAGGAUAUGGUGAAAUGACUAAUGACGUCAUGGAAACAACCAGCUUACGAAAAGAGCGCAUAGUGGUCUUAUUCUUGGGUCACUGGAAGAAAUCAGCCUAUGCCAUGACUACAAAGGGCAGGAAGCAGAGUCUGGAUGGCCAAGAAACAUCUGAGAAAGCUGAUCAGGAAGGCAAAGUUGAGGCCUCACAGUCUGAGUCCAAGAAAACUAUGGAGAACGGCUCCUUGAGUCACUUCUUCAAGCAAAGGAGUGCCAUCAACAAAAUGAUGGGGAACUGGAGGAACAUGAUUUGCAGUGUUCCCUCCCGGCAAAUCCACCGUCUUCAUCGGCAGCAGGUCACUUACUCUCCAGAGCAGUUCCUGCCUCGUGUCGAUGGGGCCACGAUAGAUUAUGACAGCUUGACCCUUGACCUGUUCAUGCUGGGCUACUUCCACAUCCUGGAGCUGGAUUUGUCGGCGGACGAGAGAAAGAUGAGGCAUCUGCUCUGCUUUGAGGUGUUUGACCAUGUUGGCAGAUUCAGCUGGGAGACAGUGCGGGACUUCCACAAAGCUGUCCUGCAGAACAUUGAGGCUGGGAACCGGGAGUGGAAGGAUGGCUUUGAGGACAUCAAGCUGAAGUUCUUUGGGAAUGCUUCCAGUCAGCCUGCACCUCCAUCGGCCACUGGGGAGCCAUUGCCAUCAGAGAUAAGAUCAGUGCCUAAAGUCAUUGUCCAGACUCCCACCCCUGAUGAAGGAGACAUGCUGAAAAGUGGUGCAGACCUCUCCAGCUUCAGCAAUGAUGAAAUUUGCAAAUACAUUGAUCGCAGUUUUGCUUUUUGGAAAGAGAAAGAGGCAGAGAUUUUUGAUUUUGAGGAGUAG